Onychostoma macrolepis is the source of this 3206-nucleotide messenger RNA. RefSeq lists its product as uncharacterized. The coding region runs from base 968 to 2695 and encodes 575 amino acids. Lineage: Eukaryota; Metazoa; Chordata; Actinopteri; Cypriniformes; Cyprinidae. The record is from RefSeq and is a predicted model, not a curated record. Gene Ontology annotation, cellular component: IRE1-TRAF2-ASK1 complex. The transcript has 12 exons. Gene Ontology annotation, biological process: protein phosphorylation; regulation of apoptotic process; intrinsic apoptotic signaling pathway in response to endoplasmic reticulum stress. Gene Ontology annotation, molecular function: protein serine/threonine kinase activity; ATP binding; RNA endonuclease activity.
CAGAUAUGAAGCAGACAGUCUACUAAUACUCUUAUGAGAGUUUGUUGACAUGUAGUUGCAACAUUACUUAGUGUCAACAGAAUGUUCAAAAGGGACCAUCAAAAUAAAGUGUUACCCAUUUAUUGCUUGAAGCAGAUUCUUAUCACAUUAUAGUCCUCCACGUCCGCUGCGUUCUCAAAACUCUGGCCGUUUGAUAAUACCUAGAAUAUCAAAAUCAACUGCUGUCUAUGAUGUCUACAGCCCUGAUCGUCAGCGGAGAGCCCCUGAGACAUAAAUUUAAAUAAUAAUAAACAAACUAAUAUAUAUAUAUUAUAAAAAUACACCAAGAAACAAUAAAUGCAUUAAACUCCUCUGUAUCGGCCCAUCAGUUGCAAAGCCAACAAGCCACAAGCUCAAAAUGUCUUCAGAGAUGUCCUGCACAACAAGACUUUUUAACAGGACGUCACAGAUGACUGCAGCAGUGCAUGACUCCAGAUCAACAAGAUGAAAGAAGUAGAUCUCACCUUCAUAGGGAACUCUAAUGUAGAGGAUCAGGCAUGUUUUAUUAGACACAGAUGCGCUCUCAUUAGUGAGAAUACUGAAUUUUUCAGAUAACUUUUUGAUGAAGAACACUAACUGAGCUGCUAUUUCUUUUUUUUCUUCAAUAGACAUGAGCAUAUUACGACAAACCUUGUCAGAUUGAAGCAGGUUUAUGCCACUGAGUUGUUGCAGUUCUACGAGCUGCGGCUGGAUUUUAACUGAGAGUUGAACUGGCGUGAUGCUUUGGACCUGGAGGGUCUCCUGACAGAGGAGGAGAUCAAGAUUCGGGAUUCCUUUCGCACCUACUGCCAGGAGAAACUCAUGCCACGCAUCCUGAUGGCCAACAGAAACGAAGUAGUUUUUCAUCGUGAGAUUGUGUCUGAGAUGGGAGAACUUGGUGUUUUGGGACCCACCAUUAAAGCAAUUUUUCACGGACUGAAGAAAAACAAUGGAACAUCAGCAUGCUGAGUUUGUGAACACACACUACGAGGCUCUCAUUCAGAGAGUUACAUCUGUGAUGCCAAUCGCUGAUAAGCUGUAUGAAAACAAAAAGCUUACCUGGGAAGUGUAUUCGAAGAUCACAAUGGCUUCUAAAAAGACUCAAAUGAGAGAGCUUCUAGACGCUGUCAAAUCUGGAGGACCUGCAGUAAAAUCUGCUUUUUACGAAGUCCUGCAAGAAGUUAAGCCUGAUGUCAUUCAAGAACUUGAAGGGUCAUCCUCACAGACAGACCAUGAAAAACAGGUAACUGAGUCUCACCGUCAAAAAGUAGAAACAGAAAAGGAGCAAGCUAAGACAGACAGACUUAAAAACAAUAUCAUCAGGUGGAACCGAUCCUCAAUAAAGCACAGAAGUAAAAUAGAGGAGCUCCAGAAAGAUUCUACUAGGAAGCAAGUUGGGAACCUCUACUUUUCUAAAAGUGAUGAAUACAAUAUUGGCUCUGGAGGAACUGGCAAAGUGUUUAUUGGCCUGAAGGAAGACGGCACUGAGGUGGCCAUUAAACGAAUACUCAAGGACCAACAGAAAAGCAAAUGCUUUGAAAAUGAAUUAAAACAUCUGCAAGAUUUAAAUCUUGAGAGUAAGAACGUUGUCAGGUAUGUGGACUUAGCAGAAGAUGAAGACUUCUAUUAUCUUGCGCUACAGCUUUGUGAAUAUGAUAUGGAGGAUUACAUGGAAAUUCUUCGUCAGGAAAAACAACAAGACAAAGCUUUGAGGAAAAUAGUGAAGGAGAUUCUUCUUGGCCUUCAAGUUCUUCACCGUGCUGAAGUGAUACAUCGCGAUAUAAAGCCAGGAAAUGUUUUGAUAGAUUCAGGAAAAAAUGCAAGGCUGGCUGACUUUGGUAUAAGUCGCAAACUGGAGGAUGGCAGAAGCACAGUGCAUACUGCUAGAGCUGGUACACGAGGCUGGGAAGCUACGGAGAUCCUGAAUCAAGAAAAUAGGCCUAAACGUUACAAGAUGAGCUCAGACAUACAGGUUGCUGGGAUGUUGGUGUACUACAUCCUCUCUGAUGGGAAACAUCCUUUUGGGGACACAGAGGAUCGUGAGGAGAACAUCAAGAAAGGGCAGCACUCUCUUGAAGAUUUAAAAGAUACAGUAGCAAAGGAUCUCAUUGAAUGGAUGAUCAACAAAGAACCGGGAAAAAGACUGAUCAUUGAUGAGGUCCUAAAACACCCUUAUUUCUGGAAUGAAACAAGAAAAGAGGAAGUGCUUAGGAAAGUGGGUGAUCGACAUGAAGUCCAGUGCUAUAUUGAUAUUUUAGCAGCUUGUAAAAUUAGGAAAGCUGAAGAAGGUCUAACAGCAAUAGAAGCCAUCGAAAGAGCCUUCAUCAAUAAAAAGGACAAGCUUGGACAAGAAAGGAAAGCGAAAGUCCUUGGGAUGCUGGGAGAGACAGAGGAAGUCCAGAACCAAAACUUUGAAAAGCUUCAAAAGCUUUGUGACUAUGCAGAGAACUAUACACAAGGCAAAACAUUCAGUAAAUGGAAAUCAGUGCUUUCAGAAAAACUGCCAAAUAUUGACAAUGCUUGUCCGGAGGACUUACUUGGCCUGCUGCGUACUUACCGCAACAAAUGGUCACAUGCUUUCAGAAUCGAUGAUAAGGUGUUCACCAGUUUUCCAGAUUUCUACAUCAGCUUAUACAGAUUGGCUAAAGACAUGGGCUGGGACUGCACCUGGUCUUAAGAUGAGCGAGGAGAACAUCAGCACCCUGUUGUGAGUGGGGUGAGAGAGCCUCUAUCAUGGGGGCUAGGAUUAUUAGGUUCUAGCUGGUGCAUGGAGGGGUGAAGAGACACACGUGACCCAUGAGCGAAGCAUACGUCACCACUCUCAUUCUCCUUUAGAGACCUCACCGGACCACCAUGGAAUCUUAGAGCUUACACUGGCCUAAAACCAGUCUCAGAACCAGUGUCUUUGCUGCUUUUCCGUAAUUAUAUCAUCAUAUAAACCGUGUGUAUUCUGAUAGUUUAAUGUCUAACAUUCAGUUUUAUUGUGUUAUUUAAUUUCUAGCGAUUAUCAUUGAUUGCACAGAUACUAUUUAAACUAAACUGAGCUAGACAAUGACAUCUCUGAAUUCAAUAAUGAAAUGCCUUUAACUGAAAAUUGAGUUUAAUCUUAUCGUUAUACAUUACUGACACUCUAUCCUCUAAUUUGAUACUGUUUUGACACAAACUGUAUUGUUAAAAGCGCUAUAUAA